GCUCUCUUGUCUUGCUCCAUUCAGUCAGAGCAGCGGCAGCGCAAGUGCUGAGCGUGGCUGCCUCCCCGCGACCGCUCCGCUAUUCCCGCCCGCUUUACCUGUACCAACACCGCGGGGAAGUCGUCCUCCCAACCUCCGCUGUUCUCGCUGGUUCUCCCUCCGGGCCUUCCAGCCGGCCAAGACUUCUUCCUGAGAUCCUGUCAUCUUGAAAGUAAAUGAUGAAGCUGCUGUAUAUUGUACCUUUUCUUAUGCUUGCCUUCACUAUGAUGGAAGCCCGUCCAAAACUCUUAGCAACUAAAUGUAAGACUGGUCCAUUGGACAUUGUCUUUGUGAUUGACAGCUCACGUAGCGUCCGUCCCUUUGAGUUUGAGACCAUGCGGCGCUUCAUGAUUGACAUCAUCCAUAACUUGGAUAUAGGGCCUAAUGCCACCCGGGUUGGGGUGAUUCAAUACUCUAGCCAAGUCCAGAAUGUCUUCUCUCUCAAGUCCUUCUUCACCCGGGCUGAAAUGGAGAAGGCUAUCAAUAGCAUUGUCCCCUUGGCUCAAGGCACAAUGACAGGCUUGGCUAUCCAAUACACCAUGAAUGUGGCCUUUACCAUACAGGAGGGGGCCCGGCCACUUCACAGGAAGGUUCCCCGUGUGGCUGUGAUUGUAACUGAUGGACGGCCCCAGGACCGUGUGACUGAGGUGGCUGCUCAGGCACGAGCAGCUGGCAUUGAGAUCUAUGCUGUGGGUGUGCAGCGAGCAGACAAGAACUCUUUGAGGGCCAUGGCUUCUCCCCCACUGGAGGAACAUGUGUUCUUGGUAGAGUCCUUUGAUCUCAUCCAACAGUUUGGCAAGCAGUUCCAGGACAAGUUAUGUGGUGUUGAUAUGUGCACAGAACUUGAUCAUGGCUGCCAGCAUACGUGUGUCAGUAUCUCGAGCUCCUUUUAUUGCCAGUGUAAACCAGGAUACAAACUCAAUGCUGAUGGAAAAACAUGCACAAUCAUCGAUGCUUGUGCUAAUGAGAGACAUGGCUGUGAGCACCAGUGUGUUAGUUCACGUGGUACCUUCACUUGCCGUUGCCAGACAGGCUAUCAACUCAACCAAGACAAAAAGACCUGUAGCAUGAUUAAUUUCUGCAAUUUCAGCAACCACAGUUGCCAGCAUGACUGUGUUAAUAUAGUCAAUGGAUAUUACUGCCGGUGUCGUGAUGGCUUCACUUUGCAGGCAGAUGGCAAGACGUGCCAAGCCAAUGACCUCUGCAAUACCGUAGAGCAUGGAUGUGAAUUUAAAUGCCUCAGUACCUCUGGUUCUUACCGCUGUGUUUGCCCAGAAGGUCAGCAACUGCAGGCAGAUAAGAAGACCUGUAACAAGUGCAAAGCUGGGCACAUUGAUUUGGUGAUGGUGAUCGAUGGCUCCAAGAGUGUCCGGCCCCAGAAUUUUGAGCUGGUGAAACAGUUUGUCAACCAGAUAGUGGAUUUCCUGGAUGUGUCCCCUCAAGGCACCCAUGUGGGGCUGGUCCAGUACUCCAGCCAAGUGCGCACUGAGUUCCCACUCAACAAAUUCACAACAGCAGGUGAUGUCAAGAAAGCUGUGCAAAGGGUACAAUACAUGGAGAAGGGCACCAUGACUGGCCUAGCCCUCAAGCACAUGUUGGAACACAGCUUCUCUGAGGCAGAAGGUGCCCGACCUCUUUCCCAGAAUGUUCCCAGGAUUGGCCUGGUCUUUACUGAUGGACGCUCUCAGGAUGACAUCUCAGAAUGGGCUAGAAGAGCAAAGGAAUUAGGAAUCAUCAUGUUUGCAGUUGGUGUUGGUAAAGCUGUUGAGGAAGAGCUGAGAGAAAUUGCUUCUGAGCCAGUGGAUCAACAUUUUUCGUACUCAGCAGAUUUCAACACUAUGACUCAUAUAGUUGACAAUCUCAAACUCAAUAUCUGCCCAGAAGAGGGCAAAGGAGAAACUGAAAUCCGUAGCCCAUGUGAAUGUGCGGCUCUCGUACAGUUCCAGUCAAACACUCUUGCAAUCCUAGAAGAUCUCACCAAUAAAAUCGCUCAGAUGACUGCCAGACUUGACCAUUUGGAAAACCAGAUUGCCAACAAAAAAUGAUUGUCACAUAAAGACACCCUGUAUUUUGGGCAAAGAAAUUUCCUGUACUUCAUCAUUGGCACACCAAGACUGGUUGUAAUGGUUAUCUACUCAGGAUCUUGAGUAGAACUCUUUUUCCUCUAGAUUGUUUAAAUUAUAAAAAACACUUUAAAUGGUUUUAUUUUUCUUUUGGUGAGAUGAGUAAUUGGGACUGAACUCUAACAAAACUGAUUGAGUCUUGGUAAGUGGACAUUUCAGAGAAGGAAAAGGAAGUGAAAUAUAUAGUGUUUUUAAAAGCUGCUGGGAUUCUUCAAUAAUGACCAAUUUUUUCUUAAGGAAUUUGGAGCAAACCCAGGAGUCUUGAUUUGCAAAAUGGGAUCAGGGGGUGGGGAGAUCCUUCCUUGCUAAAUCAUAUUUUCAGGAUAUCUAUAGGAAGAAGAGACAGCAUCACUGUCUAAUGUUUCCAAACAGAAGAAUGUGUUGAUGUUUCUCUUACUAUCUUUCACUGUGAACAGCUGAAUGCUAUUAAACAGCUUUUCUGGUCCGGUACUCUCUAAAUCUGUUGGGACUAUAAUUCCCAGAAUUCCCAGCUAGCAUCUUCUAGUUCCAACCUGUCUGGAAGUGCUGGGGCAGGGGGAAGCUGGAGUAAAACAUUCUGCUUCAAAAUACUUGCUUUUGAAAAUGGAUCUUUAUUUA
This is a messenger RNA of Candoia aspera, 2759 nucleotides long. It is a transcript of the gene MATN4, whose product is annotated as matrilin 4. The transcript is spliced from 11 exons. The record is from RefSeq and is a predicted model, not a curated record. Lineage: Eukaryota; Metazoa; Chordata; Lepidosauria; Squamata; Candoiidae. The coding region runs from base 216 to 2084 and encodes 622 amino acids. Gene Ontology annotation, molecular function: calcium ion binding.